GCUCGGAAGCAGUUGGCCAAAGAGCACGAACAUUCGAAAGACUGCAACUGUAGCAAAGAAUGGCAACAAACGGCAACAGUGGCAACUGUGGCCGAAAAAACAACCAGCUUGGAAAACCAGGGCCUUCCAACAACAUCUCCAGAAAGCCUCAUUUCGUCUUAUGCAACCACCGUUGGUUCGGGGAUAAAAGAUGAUCAGCUGGAAGCAACUGCUCCAAGUGAAGAAGCCACGCAACAGGAAAAAGAAACUACACAGUCUGUAAAAUUAUCUUCAGAUCCGGAAAGUCCUUCGUCAGCAACUGUUGCAGAACAAAACACUACGGUGCAGAAUGAUUUAACUACAAAGUCAAGUACGUCAGGAACACUUCCUGACACAUCGAAAGCAAGUGAGGAUUUUGUGGAAUCAACAACACGAGCUGAAACAAGUCCAAAAUUUCGAACACUGACAGUCUCACCGGAAAAAUCGACCGAAUCCAGAACUGAAGAAAUACCAAACCCAAGCGCAAAAAUUGGAGAAACCGAUGCAACUGCACCAAAAAAUAUCGAAAUUUCAGAAACAACAACCCCUUCAGCUCCUAGCUCCGAAGCUCCAAUUCCAAGUUCUACAUCCAGUUUCGUCAGUGCAAUACCUGCAACAGCAGCAAUCGAGCUGAUUUCGAAAAGCCAGGAAGCCCAGCCAAGGUCCAAUAUUUCUACAGAAAAAUCCGCCGACACUCCGACAAGUCCUUUUUCAGAAACGCAGCCGACUGCAGAAGUUAGCAAAAUUGAUCACUUAAAAACCGAAGCACCGGUAGUCAGCGAUUCAUCAACUACAGAAGCUUCACAAACAAAGAGUCCUGAGAAUGAAGAAACUCAGUCUACAAAACCGAAACUGGAAACUCAAAGCUCAACCGCACCAAAAGCGGAAACUGUCGCUACAUCUCCGUCACCCAAACCAUUGGAGUCGUCGACAACUUCGGGUUCCGAAAAACCUGAGAAGACGAAAUCCGAGGAGCCAGAAAAACUAGAAAAAUUAUCUGCAACACCUAAAUCGACGCUAACAACAUCUGGAACCACAAAAGUAACGGAUACUCCGUUGAAAACAACGUCUCAAGUUGAUGGCUUAAAUACAAAUUCUUCAGAAUUGCUACCGGCAAAAUCGACAACGUUGUUAAAUGUGACUACCAUUUUUAUCAAAUCUACAGAGCUGCCUAAGAAAAUCACAAUAGAAAAAGCACUGGAACUCACGACAUCAAAUUCAGAUGGAGCUGUCUCCAAAGCAGAGCCAAAAGAGGAAAGAAAACCAUCGUCUUCUGAAAUCAGACCAGAAUCGACAAGGAAUUUAGCAUCGACAGUAACACCGCUAUCGUCCGCGUCGUCGUUAUCAACAGCCCUACCAUCAUCAUCAGUUUCAACGUCGACAUUCUCGUCAUCAUCAGCGUCGUCAUCGUCACCUACAAGCGUAACAAGCGAUUUCAAGCAAUCCUCUUUGGCGGUGGUUACGGCCUCUUCGAAAAAUGCUUCGGAAUCGCUAAGCGAGUCCGUGAAUGACGAGGAGGAGCCGGAAUUUACAAGUGCGGUAAAAAGGGAAACAAAAGAAGGCGAGAAUUCUGAAGUUGUGGCGGAACGCGUUGCUUCGUCAUCAGUUUCAGAGACAACCACUACACAAAUAAACAGUUCGGAACCAAAAGAUCAACUACAAACAAUCAAAAGCACUAAAUUUGGUCCCCAAACCGAAAAGUCAGUUGGAGAAAACUCAGGAGCUACUACAUCGAUUCUGUUCCCAAAGCUGUCAAGUACAUCAGCAGCUGUUACGCCUUCUGCUGUUGGAGGUUCCAUCGAAGUCGGCAAAGUUUCUCUGAAUGGCAACCACAUUAUUGACAGUUCCACUGAGCCUACAGUUCUAGCAAAUGCUGAUCCGUUAGCCAUACCAGUUGUGGAGACGAACAGAGAUGAGGAAAAAAAUGAGAACUUCCAGAACGAGAAAUCCAGCAUCGUCUUGAUACAGCUAAAUAAGGAACAAGGCACUGCUUUUUGCGAGAAGUCACUUUCCUGCGAAGCCCGGCUUCGGCAGCGUGAAACGCUUUGCCAGCGGAAAUAUGCAUUCCCAAAUUCGAAUGUUGACGAAGACGCGGAAUUAUCGGAUUUAAUUGUGCAAGCAGAACUGGUUGCUAAUUCGGCUUUAGCAGGCGCAACAGAAGCAGUUUCAAAAGCAUGCUUGAGGCCCAUAACAAGUGUUGUUCAGCAGCAGCUUUCGGGCUUUCUGGAUGAAAUUGAUUCGAGUCGCAUUUCAUGCACUCGUCGCACAGCUCCAAUUCGAAAUCUUAUUGCAUACAAUGAUAAGACGAUGUGUGAAGCAAUGAUGCCACAUUCACUGCUGGACGAAAAGGAUGACGUGGACAAGGAGCUAUGCUCGCAACUGGAGGACCAGUCGGGCACGUCAGAGAAGUACACGCAACUGAUGAACAGUGUAAAACGAAUACAAAGCGAUUGCGAGCGUAAGAUUAUGGCCACGCUACAGUCUCUUCAUGCCGGCUUCGUGUCGCUAACCUCAUAA
This is a messenger RNA of Gongylonema pulchrum, 2535 nucleotides long. The record is from the annotation of a GenBank genome assembly. Lineage: Eukaryota; Metazoa; Nematoda; Chromadorea; Rhabditida; Gongylonematidae.